GCCACCCAUGGACCACAUGCAACUCACGUAUGCAAGUGAUGAUGAGGUGGGAAGUGAUGAGCAGCGGGAGCCCCACAUUAUUUUGUCGGUCGUUGUUGGGUCUUCAACCCACUCAGUUGACGAUCAAGCACACCAGGACAAGACGGUGGUGACAUCGGAUGUGACGUUUUCCUCUCCCUCUCCUGCGUAGGUUAUUCGUUGCAACUAUCGAGUGCCACAGGUUUCCAUCCGCCUCGCAAGCUAUGAUGUCGACUUGCCCCCUUCCGUUGCUUCACACAUCCACUAUCUCAUGUAUUCACAAGUAACAUACCAUCAUUUUCAUCCUACUCACUAUGCUUUUAUUGCUGCUAUUACCAAGGACUUUGAACCUUAGUAUUUUUAUCAAGCAAUUCGAGAUGAACGAUGUUGUGCAGCUAUGCAACGUGAAUUUGAUGCUCUCUUUGCUAAUCAUACGUGGGAUUUGGUUUAUUUGCCUGAGGGUAUGCAUGCUAUUGGUUCCAAGUGGGGCUACAAGAUAAAAUAUUACACGGAUGGCACCAUUGAACGAUUCAAGGCAUGUCUUGUUUCCCAAGGGUUUACUCUACAUGAGGGGAUUGAUUUCCACAAUAAGUUUGUUGCGGUGGACAAGUUAGUUUCUGCACAAUGUCUUCUAGAAGUUGCGGCUCAACGUGACUAGACUUUGGAGCAACUCGAUGUUAACAGUGCUUUUCUGCAUGGCGAUCUUGACGAGGAAGUGUAUAUGAAGGUACCACAGAGAUUUGGUCAACCAGGUGAUAAUCGUCUGUGUGAACUUUGCAAGUCUUUGUAUGAAGUUCGACAAGCCUCAGGAAACUGGUACAACAAAUUCACUAGCGCACUACUUCAUAUGGGCUUUGCUAAUUCCCAUGCCGAUCACUCCUUGUUCAUGUAUCGCACGAGGUCGGUUUUUGUGGCAACAUCGAUUUAUGUGGAUGACAUUGUAAUGGGUGAAAAUGAUCGUGCUUUUAUUGACCGUGUCAAGCUGUUUCUGCAUUCACGGUUCGACAUUAAGGACUUGGGGCCAUUGAAGUACUUUCUGGGCAUUGAAGUUGCUCGUUCUUAUUGAGGGUCUCGUGCUUAGUCAAAGCAAGUACGCGUUGGACAUUUUUUUCUAUUGAGGGUUUCACAAGUGCUCGAACUAGUCAGUUUCCCAUGGAACAAAAUCAUUAGUUGACAAAGCCGCUUCCUGAUUUGGAUCCUGCUAUUGAUGCCUCUGCCUAUCGUUGCUUGGUUGGCCGGUUGAUGUACCUCACUGUCAUGCGUCCCGAUAUCGUCAAUGUUGUCAACAUUCUUAGUUAAUCGACGACAGCUCCUACUUCGGAUCAUUUGACGAUAGCCCAAUGCUUGUUGCAUUAUUUAAAAUGGGCGCUUGGUCAAGGCCUUUUUCUUCCCACCAUAGGUUUCGUUAGACUCGACUUCUUUUUGUGAUGCUGACUGGGGAGGGUGCUUAUGCACUCGACGGUCUACGACAGGCUACUUUAUUAUCUUAGGCUCGACACCCAUCUCUUGGCGCACCAAGAAGCAGAUGUGGUGGCUCAAUCAUCAGCCAAGGCUGAAUAUUGGGCAAUGGCAAUCACUGUGAGUUGUUAUAGGUUCGAUGGUUACUACGUGAGCUUCUGUUUCCUCAGUCUGGCCCUACUGUACUGUACUGCAACAACCAGGCGACACUUCAUAUAGCGGCUAAUUCCAUCUUUCACGAGCAGACGAAGCACAUCGAGAUGGAUAGCUACUUCGUUUGCGAGAUGGUUGUAUCUCGUGAGAUUGCUCCGUCCAAAGUCCACACUUUGGAGCAGUAGGUAGAUAUCUUCACCAAGGCGUUAGGGGCCAACCAGUUCCAUUCCUUGCUUUCCAAGCUGGGCGUUUGUUCUUCACGCCACAUAUCGAGGGGGAUUAUUGUGAUACUUCCAUAGUAUACGGAUGCUUAUGUAAUUUUCCCUUUUAGUAUUUUAGUUAGUCUUUUAGUUUUUGGCUUAACCCUACGGCUGGUGGAGGGUCUUUCUGUGUCUCUUGUACUCUUGGUUGCGGUAACGUGUGAAAGUGCAUCAAAGGUGAAUAAUAAUACUCUGAAAUCUCCUUAUGGAGUUUUCCGUGAAGUAGUCUCGUUCUUCACAGAACGGAGAAAUCACGUAAACAUGAGUAUCCUUUUCUUUGUAGUUUAUCUAUUUUUUACAUUCACAAAAUCGAUUAAUAGUAAUAAUUUUUUUUUUUUGUUAGUGGGUAAUCACUAACCGCAUUACCGAUCAACCCGACUAUCAUCCUACCCAUAUUUAGGGUUACAAAUAGUAAUUCAAUUUUUCAAAUACAUCGUAUUCGAACAUAGGCAAUUUAGACAAAUCACCCGAUAAAAACAAAGAGUGGAGAAAUUCCCUAAGCCUAGUGCCUAGAGAUAGGCGCAUUAACAAAGGAGAAUAAUUGUUAAUAUUGAAUUAAUAAAAAUUGUCGUCGAAAAAAGGAAGAGGUGGUGUAAAGAGGCCAACUUUUAGCAACAAACAAGGGUGCUGUGCAUCUCUCUCUGUGUCUCUUUUCACCCUCCUAAUCUAUAAUCUAUCCCUAAAUCAUCAUCAUCAUCAUGAGAUCAACAACAACAACAACAACAACAACAACAAAUGGUGGAGCGUUAGAGUGGAACUUCUACGCGAUCCCUCGUCUCUCCCUUCCCUACCAUUAUCCCUCUCCACUCUUGAUUCCCUUUCCCCCCACCCACCCAUUCCUCCGCCGCCCUCUCUCUCUCUCUCUCCGCCGGCAAAGAAACCCAACAAUAGCUUAGCUCCCCCCACCCCACCCUCCUCAAACUUUCUAGAUCCGCCCAAUUCUCUCGAGUCAUGGGCAACAUCAGCAGCAGCGGCGUGAACGGCCGGCGGAGGCACGGUAGCCGCCGGAGCCACCCUCCCCCACAGCCGCCUCCUCCCGCAACGCCGCAGCCGGAGAUCAGCGCCAACCGAUACGUAUUCGCCGCCGCCACGCCUUACCCACCCUCGCCGAAUCCGAACGCUCCACCGCCUCCACCUCCUCACCCUCACCCUCCUCCUCCUCCCUCGUACUACCACCAGUACCCGGGCUACUACCCGCCGCCACCUCCUGCCAUGCCCCUCCCGUUGCCGGCGCCGUACGAUCACCACCACCGCCCCGACCACGCCCACUGGGUCGGCGGCAGGUACCCCUGCGGGCCCAUGGUGCAGCCCCCGGCGCCUUAUGUCGAGCACCAGAAGGCCGUCACGAUUCGAAACGACGUCAAUUUGAAGAAGGAAACGCUGAAGCUGGAGCUCGAUGAGGAGAACCCAGGGAUGUCUCUGGUUACCUUCACUUUCGAUGCUACUGUUGCUGGAAGCAUCACCAUUAUAUUCUUUGCAAAGGAAGGUGAUAACUGUGUCCUGACACCAACAAAGGAAGACCUUUUUCCAUCGGUGACAGUGAGUUUCCAGCAUGGUCUGGGGCAAAAGUUCCGGCAGCCAUCUGGAACAGGGAUCGACUUCUCAAAGUUUGAGGAACGGGAGCUGCGCAAGGUGGAAGGUGAAAUGGACAUUUAUCCGCUUGUGGUGAAGGCAGAGGCAAUGCCCGCCAGCCAGAGUGGGCCAGAUGGAAAUCAAACGCCUGCGAUCUCUAAUUCUCAGAUAACUCAGGCGGUGUUUGAGAAGGAGAAAGGCGAGUACCAAGUCAGGGUAGUGAAGCAGAUUCUGUGGGUGAACGGGAUGCGUUAUGAGCUGCAGGAGAUAUACGGGAUUGGAAACACAGUUGAUGGUGAUGUCGAUGCAAAUGACCCUGGCAAAGAAUGUGUCAUUUGCCUCUCGGAACCACGCGAUACUACUGUUCUUCCUUGCCGACACAUGUGCAUGUGCAGCGGUUGUGCGAAGGUGUUGAGGUUCCAAACGAAUCGUUGCCCGAUCUGUAGACAACCAGUCGAGCGGCUCUUAGAGAUUAAGGUUAAUAAUGGCGCAGAUGAAUAGGUGCCUGCCCAAAGCAAGGAAGCAGCAGCAGCUGCUGAAGUGUUUUUAUCUGUUUGUUGUAUAGUAUUACGGUAUUGUUUUCGCUUCUCCAGGUCAAGGGCAUAAUUUUCUGUGUUUCGGUGUGUUUUGGUUUGCUGGCAUUCUAAUAAGAGAAGAUUGAUUGAGAGACCAAGUAUCAAGCAAUUGGCGUUUGCAUCUGAAAUAUGUUAAGCCAGUAAUGCUUCUUUCUACAUAGCAGUUGGGUGUAGCCUAGUUACAACUUACAUGUUUGUUUGGUCAGGAAACACACCCAUAGGAAGAGUCUGGUUUACCUUGUAGGACUUAUCUAGUUCCUUCAAAUUAAGUAAUUAUAUUUAGUUCCUUUAAGUUAAGUUGGUCCAGAAAUGAUGGUUGAAAUAGUUCCUUAAAUUAAAUGGGGUCUAUAUGUGAUGGUUGAGAUUAAAAGAUUCUUCAAUUGGUCUAUAGAAUUGAUUUUUCUCUUUUAGGUUUCGAUUUACAAAUUUUUUGUAUAAAAGGAAUGAAAUUAUUGUGAUCUAAAAUAGGGCAAUUAAGUUCAAAUUCAACUAAUAUAUUUUGUAUUUUAAAAGGUUUACCUAUGACAAGAUUGAAAAGUUUGGCUAAUAAAUUGUAUUUAGUCAUACAAUAAUAAUGUAAUACAGUCAAAUUCAGCUAAUAAUGUUAAUAAAUGUAAAACUCUUGCCUCCUGGCCCUGCUAUGUCGUGUACGUUAAAUUUACAAAUUUUUACUCCACAUUUGACUUUGGUUGAGCCAUCAUUCCAACACGAUUUAUGUGUGUUUGGCCAGCUUUAUGCUUAGUUCGGUGUUUUAGUGUGUUUCAGAUCACUUGGACUCUUGGAGCGAAUUUGAUGCUAUCUAGAUGAAAAACACACUAAAGAUCGCGAUUAUGGAGUUUGGGGCAAUUUGGAGCGCAUUUGGAUGACUUGGGAAUUAAUAUUACGAUCUCAACACGACUUGAAGCACGACCAUGUUGAGGGGUGUACUCGACUCGUGAAAGGAUUUCGACGAAUUGAAGAAACGAAAAAAAUAAUAUUAUCGGGCAUAACAGGGGUAGGGGCAUAGUCGUACCCAAAACCAUAUUCAACCUCGGUUUUCAAUGGUAUAAAAGGACAAAGUUAGGUUCCGAGCAACUCUUCACCAUAUGAUAUGAUUUGGAAAGAUCAAUAAGGGUUUUGAGGCAGGCGUCAUCGUCAUGGCUGAAAGAGAACAACCCAAACCUCUUCACCGAGGAUAUCAGAGAUCAUCCGGUUAAGCAAGGCGUCAGCGCCAUGGCUGAAAGAGAACAACUAUAUAUCAUUAGUCUGGCUAGUAACUAGGGAGAACCAUUUCUUGGAGAUCCUUCUCUCCAAUUGAAAUAAACCAAGUUUACUUUCUCCUUUGUCGAUCUUUUGCUUACAAUUCGAACCUGAAUCGCUAGAUAAUGAAAUUCGUCUGAGCAAUAGUAGAUCUGGGGACCUGAGAAUUCUAUAGUUACUACUUAAUCGUUAUACUGAUGUCUUAUCAUUGGUUAACUUGGCCUUUGGUUGGAGUGUAGUCUAUCAUGAACCACAAUCGAUGAAAAAAAAAUGAUAAACUCAAAUUUUGGGUAUCGUCAAACCAUAAUUUAUUACGGGUCAAAUAAUAUCACUUUAGGGACAGAUUCAAAUCCAAUUUUUUAGUUGGGGUCGAAAAUAGACCUAUUACUAUGUUGUGUACCCGAAAGAAAAUGGAUACUCAGGUCUAAUGUGGCUUUUGACCUAUUUUUUAUUCCAAAAUAAACAUAAAUGUGAAAAUACCAACAUUUAAGGGGUGAAUUGGUUGAGACAGAUAGUGAGAUUGUCAAAAAAAACUUCGUGUGUAU
This is a messenger RNA of Linum trigynum, 5820 nucleotides long. The record is from the annotation of a GenBank genome assembly. NCBI's taxonomy places the organism in Eukaryota, Viridiplantae, Streptophyta, Magnoliopsida, Malpighiales, Linaceae.